This is a messenger RNA of Orussus abietinus, 4126 nucleotides long. RefSeq names its product transmembrane protein 189 (gene Kua). The transcript is spliced from 5 exons. NCBI's taxonomy places the organism in Eukaryota, Metazoa, Arthropoda, Insecta, Hymenoptera, Orussidae. The record is from RefSeq and is a predicted model, not a curated record. The coding region runs from base 3203 to 4126 and encodes 307 amino acids. Gene Ontology annotation, molecular function: oxidoreductase activity.
CAGUGCCUCGCGAGCUGCGGAGCGAGCGACAUCGGCUCGCGCGAUGUGCCUUUUCUCGAUCCGCCUUGUGACGAUUUCGAUAACGAGGAUUUUCCAUAACGCGGUUUCCUCGAAACUGUAAUGCACAGUGCUAAUCAUAUUCAUAAAAUUUACACACCAUUUGCACACCACAGAUUGUCAGAUAAUCCUGAAUGUGAUACCUCCGAACUGAGUUAAUGAACCUUCGCUAUAAGUUCUAAAGAAAAUUAUAACCUGAUAACAGCGGGUUAUAAUGAUAAAUUUUAUAAUGUAAAAUUUGGAAAUAUGAUAAAAUUAGUACGCCACGUUUGAAUGCUGUUAGAAAGGUGUCAGGAAAUUAUUCUACCUUCUAUUAACAGUAUUUGAAGGAAGUGAAUUUUGAUAAAGCUUGUAGUCAAUCGGGGAUUUGAUACCUCAGAAGUUUGUUAUAAUGCUCUAAAUGAAAUAAAAAUAAUACCAUUCGAGUAUCUUUAAAGGGAAAUCCCGAAGAGGGCAGGACAUGGAAACGCAGAACUCACGUUCGGUUUCGAUCGAUCGUCUUGCAGAUCGAUACAAAACUACUCCUUUUCGUUUCUGAGGGAUAUAAACCCCGUCACGCCAUUGGAAAAACAUGGAUCACAGUGUUCAAUCAUGCCGAGAGUUAACGAUCCUGAAACCAUGCCGGCUAUAAGGCAUUCCUCACAUGUUAAACAAUCGUUACACCGAAUCUAGGGCCAUCCGCCAUCUUUGCGAUUUCUGGGAUUUCUGCGAUCCCCCAGUGAGGAAAAAAAUUACAUUGAAACAAAGAAACUUCAUUGUUACUUCACCGCUCGGUGACUUUUCUACACGCAGUGAUUAAAUUUUUUUUUUAUAAAUAAACCUUCGUCGUUAGAAGAACCAGUGGACAUUAAUAAAUAAUUUAACAGUGUACUUCGCUGCUCGGUGACUUUUGUUACAUACUAUAAUUGGAGUUUAUUAAUAAAUCUUCAAUUGGUACCGGUCGUAAAAUUGCUGGGCCUUCUUACGUGUUAAACAAUAAUUACAGCUGACGUAGGCUCGCGAGUUAUGUGCGGCUUGUCUACUUUUAGUCCGUCACCAUCGGGUGACAUCAAUACGGCCUUCUGGCGUACAUCGUGCCGUAAUAGCAGAAGAUGGUUUUUCGCACUUCGAGUCAAAAGACAAGCUCGAGAGGUGCAGUCCAGUCGGAGACGAGAACUCGUAUUUAUAGCUGUAACUUCUACCGAGACAAGUGUCAACGAGAGCGAGGAAGGCAAGAAAAUGAAAUUCGGAGACUUUUGACCGAAAAGGAGAAGAGACAAUGCAAAGAAGAAGAACCUGAAGAUGUGUGUCGUGCGUGUAUCGACAUCGAUGUCAAUGGAUCCUUCAAGACCAUGCAAAGAGACUUUCGGAAUGGAGAGAAUUCAUGCCAGAAGACGCUUUUUGCAGUAAUUCAAAAGGAGGAUUAAACCGAAAUUAAAGCCAAGUGUUGUUCACCCCUUUCGACCCCCCAGUCGAUCUUGACAAAAACGAGAUAUCAAAGAGACCGCCGUAUAAAUUUUAUCCAGCCAUCGCUCCGCCAUAGAUUAGUCAUUAAAAAAUGUCUAUUUAAUAUAUUCGACAUUGUUAAUCGCACAUAAUGGGUUCCGGGGCACUCUUCGAGGGGCCUGGAACUAUUUUCGUAAUGCCGGGUUUUAGCAGAGGAGGGAAGCUUUUGGAAUUUCGACCGAUGGCGGAAGUUGGCCAUCCAAGAGCACAUUCGGAAGACGGAGAGACCGAGAAAGAGGGAGAUUAUCUCUUGGAGAGAAUUUCGAGAGGGCAGCUUGACGUUCCAAGGAAAUUCUGGGACGGGAGUGAACGUAAAUCGCGCAAUUCGGUAUGUUGACUUUGGAGAGAUAGCCAGGAAUGAAACGCCUCUGAUUUUCGGGGCUGCUCCUAACUCUUAGAGGGAGGCAUCAACCUGUCGCGAGAUUUCCUCCAAUCGGAGCUUAUCAUCGAAAUAAAAUCGUAUGCAGAUGCUCUGGAUACGUGGCGAGGAAUUAAACGGCUCAACUUGUCCGAGCAUUUUUCAACCCUUUAGCCAACAACGGCAGAUUGCCUCGAAACUGAUCCUCGAAAUGUAACCAGACACUUCGGAGAAACAACGACACAACUAAACGCCUGAAUUAGUUUAACGCAAUCCUUCGAAGGAGUCUAGAAUUUGUCGGGAAAUAAUUUUCCCCCGAUCGAAACUGCUCCUCGGAAUAAAAUCAGACGCUGGUAUUCCGAAAAAAAAAAGAAAGAAAACAUCAGAAGAGUUUCUUCAACCGAAGCUCUUCAUCGAAGAAAAAAUAUGGAGAAGUAGCAGGGAAUUGAACUCCUCAGUUUUUAACCCAGCUUUCAACCCUUUGAAGGAGCCAACAACCUGUCAUAGAUUUUUUCCCAGUCUCGACUAAGUCCGUCGUGGAAAUAAAACCUGACGCAGAAGGGAACCCGGAGAGAUAUUCAUCCGGGGAUCGGAUUUCGAGAUCGUCGUUUGACAUCCCAAGAUUCAGGGAUAGAGAAGAUCGAUGAGAGUCGACAAUACAUCGGAGCUAAGCCGCUUUUAGUUUCCUCGAGGAGUCGAAAAUAGAGAGCAUCUCUCACAGCUCUUGCACCUGACUCGAUGAGAGGAAGACCGGGAAGAAUUCCCCAGGGUGUCUUUCCCUAUGCUGGAUUUUUCACCAGCCCCAGGAAGAUCUUCGAGUCGGAACGUUCCCUUCUCUCUUCAACUCAUAGAUGGUGGGAAUUUCUGAAGUCGUAUUUCAAGAAGCCUAACUUUUUACCUCGGAUUUUGUCACCACCAUCAGAAAGAUGAAGAGCUGAUCUUCGAGUCGGAACGUUCCCUUCUCUGUUCAUCCCUUAGUGGGAAUCUCGGAAGUCGUGCUUUAAAGAGAAGACCUAGUCGUGAAGAAGACUUCGGCGUCCAUCUGGGUCCAGACAGGAAGCCAGGAUCGAUGAUCGAUGAUCGAUGACAAAGAAAUGCAGCUGCUGAUCUCAAAGAAUGCAUCUGGGUUUGGUUCAGCCUCGAAGAUAGGCAGCUCUAUGCGAUGCAACGAAGGGGUUCAGCUACUAAAAAGCUCAAAGAUAGAUAACUCGAUGCAAGGUAACAAGUACAGGUGCUUAGAAGACGCUCUUGAACAAAGGAUGCAUCCUGGUUUGUCUCGCAUUCGAAGAUAGAGUGCUCCUCAUGGAGGGAUCAGCUGUUCCUCAUCUUGAACAGGCGGCUUCGGCCGCCUGCUCGAUGGCGACGAAUUUCCUGGCCCCCGUAAAGACCGAGAGGCAGAUCUACGAGAACUCCAUGUUGGAGGACGACCCUAAUGCCAAUUCCGUGGUGACGACCUCCCCGGAAGAUAGGACCGUCCCCAGGUGGGGUCCUAACCACAAGGGGGCCCAGGAGCUGGCCAACCUCUACAGCACAGGAAAGCGGACGCAAGAAUGCAUCUGCGUCGGUAUCUGCAUUACGCUUAUGGCGGUGAACUUCGUGUUAAUUAUUAUUCGGGUAAGGUUAGAAAACAUGAAUUCGAUAGCAAUAGCUGCAUUAUGCGGUAUCGUCACCGCUGACUUUGGCUCUGGUUUGGUGCAUUGGGCAGCCGACACCUGGGGAUCCGUCGAAAUGCCAGUUCUUGGGAAGAAUUUCCUGAGGCCAUUUCGAGAACACCACAUAGAUCCAACGAGCAUAACGAGGCACGACUUCAUAGAGACUAAUGGCGACAAUUUUAUGGUGACCAUACCUUUCCUCUGCAAGCUCACCUGGGACUUUUUGAUCCUGCCAGAGCCGGAGGUCCAACAGAAAUUUCUUUGGACUUGUUAUUGGUUCCUACUCGCCAUUUUCGUCGCAAUGACCAAUCAAAUCCACAAGUGGUCCCACACGUAUUUCGGCCUCCCCGGAUGGGUGGUGUGGCUACAAGAGCACCGAGUCAUUUUGCCAAGGAGACACCACAGGGUCCACCACGUGGCGCCUCACGAGACCUACUUUUGCAUAACGACAGGCUGGCUGAACUGGCCGCUAGAAAAGUUGUGCUUCUGGUCAAUUUUAGAGACAAUGAUCGAGAAGCUCACAGGCUGCAAGCCCAGGGCGGACGACAUGAAAUGGGCCCAGAAACGAUCUUGA